Molecule: messenger RNA, 3180 nt
Organism: Cornus florida
Lineage: Eukaryota; Viridiplantae; Streptophyta; Magnoliopsida; Cornales; Cornaceae
Product: ATP-dependent zinc metalloprotease FTSH 7, chloroplastic-like
Exons: 13
Coding region: 247-2709 (820 amino acids)
Biological process (GO): proteolysis
Cellular component (GO): membrane; chloroplast thylakoid
Molecular function (GO): ATP-dependent peptidase activity; ATP binding; ATP hydrolysis activity
Source: RefSeq, a predicted model, not a curated record
CAAUGGUGAACUCUUUUCACUUUCGGAUAACGCGAAAACAUAAAAACACACAAAGACGUAAAUUAACGGUCAGAAAAGCCAGACAUUUGGAUCCAACGGCGCACAUCUCUCCUUGAACCCCGCUCUUCUUCUAUGUUCGCACUUCUCUCUCGUGUUAGCAGAAUACAUGCCCUCAAAUCUUCAGACAAACGCAAAUACAUAUAAAUUUCUUCGAUUUUUCCUCCCUUAAAUUCUAGGGUUUCAAGAAUGUCCGUCAUGGAACCUCUGCAACCAAUAAUUCAUAGAAACAUCCAUGUAUAUUCGAGCAAUAAUCCCAAAGAUUUAUAUAAAUAUAGGUAUUUUUAUAAUCGAUUUAGGGUUCUACAUGAAAAGCCGAAACUUUUUGUCACUAAUUCGAUGUCGUUCGGGUCGAGCAACAUGUACAGACAAUCUAGGGUUUUGACGAGACCGGAAGGGUUUGACCUCUGGGGAGGCUUUUUGAGGAAUCGAGGUUGGAGAGAUAGUAGAAUUAGAGCGUGCGAGCAAGACAGUGAUUCGACGGGAGAAAAGAGUGAAGCAAAGGCCAACGAAAGCAAAGGAGCGAGUGAGACUGGACCGAGGACGAAUUCUUCUCCACCGUCUCCGUCGUCGAGGAGAGAGAAGCAAAGGAAAGGUGGGUGGUGGAAGGGAGGGAAGUGGCGGUGGCAGCCCAUAAUCCAGGCGCAGGAGAUCGGUAUAUUGUUGUUGCAAUUAGGUAUUGUUAUGUUCGUUAUGAGGUUGCUCCGGCCGGGGAUUCCGUUGCCGGGGUCGGAGCCAAGGACUCCGACCACGUUUGUCAGCGUUCCGUACAGUGAUUUCUUGAGUAAAAUUAACAGUAAUCAGGUUCAGAAGGUUGAAGUUGAUGGGGUGCACGUUAUGUUUAGAUUGAAGUCGGAGCAGGGUAGUCAAGAAAGUGAGGUAGGAAUUGCUAGUAAGUUACAGGAUUCUGAAUUGUUGCUUCGGAGUGUAACUCCUACGAAGCGAGUUAUUUACACAACUACAAGGCCAACUGAUAUUAAGACUCCUUAUGAGAGGAUGCUUGAAAACGAUGUCGAGUUUGGUUCUCCGGAUAAGCGGUCAGGCGGAUUCAUGAACUCUGCUUUGAUAGCUUUGUUUUAUGUUGCUGUGCUUGCAGGACUUCUUCACCGCUUCCCUGUAAGCUUUUCUCAGCAUACAGCUGGCCAGCUUAGAAACCGUAAGUCUGGCAAUUCUGGUGGAGCAAAGGUGUCUGAACAAGGGGACACUAUCACAUUUGCUGAUGUUGCGGGUGUUGAUGAGGCCAAGGAGGAGCUAGAAGAAAUUGUGGAAUUUCUGAGGAAUCCGGACAAGUAUACACGUCUUGGUGCUCGCCCACCUCGAGGUGUUCUCCUGGUGGGUCUUCCUGGGACUGGUAAGACACUCCUAGCAAAGGCUGUUGCUGGGGAAGCUGAGGUGCCUUUCAUAAGUUGUUCUGCAAGUGAGUUUGUGGAAUUGUACGUUGGCAUGGGAGCGUCCCGAGUCAGAGAUCUCUUUGCACGGGCAAAGAAGGAAGCACCGUCAAUAAUAUUCAUAGAUGAGAUAGAUGCCGUGGCAAAAAGCCGUGAUGGUAGAUUUCGCAUUGUCAGCAAUGAUGAACGAGAGCAAACCUUGAACCAGUUGCUCACUGAGAUGGAUGGUUUUGAUAGCAACUCUGCUGUGAUAGUUCUUGGAGCUACUAAUCGCUCUGAUGUCUUAGACCCUGCACUUCGCCGACCAGGGAGAUUCGAUCGUGUGGUUAUGGUGGAAACACCCGAUAGGAUUGGAAGAGAAGCCAUUGUGAAAGUACACGUUUCUAAGAAAGAACUUCCUCUGGGAGAAGAUGUUAAUCUCGGUGAUAUUGCUGCUAUGACCACUGGUUUCACUGGGGCAGACCUUGCAAAUUUGGUUAAUGAAGCUGCCUUAUUGGCGGGAAGACAGAAUAAAAUUGUGGUGGAGAAAAUUGAUUUUGUUCAAGCAGUGGAACGAACAAUAGCUGGAAUAGAAAAGAAGACUGCCAAGUUGCAGGGAAUUGAGAAAGCUGUUGUCGCACGGCAUGAAGCUGGACAUGCUGUUGUUGGAACUGCUGUUGCAAAUCUUCUUCAUGGUCAGCCACGUGUUGAGAAAUUGAGCAUAUUGCCUAGAUCAGGAGGGGCAUUGGGUUUUACUUACUCUCCUCCCACAACUGAGGACAGAUAUUUGCUCUUUGUUGAUGAGUUACGUGGACGCUUGGUUACUCUUCUUGGAGGACGUGCAGCAGAAGAAGUUGUUUACUCAGGCCGGGUUUCAACAGGUGCACUUGAUGAUAUACGGCGUGCAACAGACAUGGCAUACAAGGCUGUGGCUGAGUAUGGUCUUAAUCAGACCAUUGGCCCUGUCUCAGUGUCAACACUUUCUGGUGGCGGGAUUGAUGAGUCUGGGGGUUCCGUUCCUUGGGGAAGGGAUCAGGGGCAUCUUGUUGAUCUUGUUCAAAGUGAGGUCAAAGCAUUGCUGCAAUCUGCACUUGAAACAGCACUCUCUGUUGUUCGUGCUAAUCCUACUGUUUUGGAGGGGCUUGGUGCCCAUCUGGAAGAAAAAGAAAAAGUAGAUGGUGAAGAGCUGCAAGAGUGGUUGAAAUUGGUAGUUGUACCAGCAGAACUUACAUUCUUCGUCAAAGGCAAGCAAGAGUCUCUUCUUCCACUUCAGAUAAUGUCAUGAUAACAGUUUCUGCAAAUUGAUUUGUCGACAUCAAGUGAAAUCUUGGUUGGGUUUAGAAAUUCCCAUUUCAUAUAAUGCCUGACCUUCUGGCAAAAAACAGUUUAUACCUGUUCAUGUCAGUCACUUCAUUGAACAGACCUCAUGAUUUCAGUUAGUUAACUUUGGUUGUGUCUUAACACAUCCCCACCUGUUCUUCAACUUAUACUCUAAAAACCAACUCAAAAGGCGCACAUAAAAGAGGAAGCAAUUGAAGAUCCUAAAUGUAAGAGGAUUUCUAUGCGAUUCACCAUCUUCAGAACAAAAGAAAGAAAGGACUUAUAUUUAUAACACUUUUGGGUUGCUCUUUCCAUUCUGUUGUACAUCUGGCACUUAUUUCUGUGACUUGUUACUGCUUUAUGCAAUUGUAAUAUCUUUUUCUUCUUGUAUACAUUAUUCCUUUAAUUAUAUGAGCAUCCACAUGUUGAUUUAGAA